CUACAAACUUUAUCGAUAAUUUACUUACUAACAUUUCAUCUUUAUCAAAGAUUAAAAGAAUUGUAGCUUAUGUGCUGCGAUUUAUACUUAGAACUAGAAAACAGAAGUCCUUAUUCUCCGUUUCAUUGUCUCAAUUUGAGCUCCAAAAAGCUCUACACGUUCUUGUUAAACACUUCCAAAACCCAUUCGUAAACUCGUUCCUUUUCUUGAUCGGGAUGGGUUGCUCAGGGUGGGUGGACGGUUAAAACAUUCUGAAGUGUCAUACGAACAAAAACAUCCGUUAUUAUUGCCGCGUGAUUCUCGGUUGAGUGAAUUAGUUAUUGAAGAUACUCACCGCGAGUUUUUGCAUCCUGGACAUCGUACUCUGCACGCACUUCUGGCUCAACAGUUCUGGAUUCUGUCACCGCGACGAGCCAUUUCCGGAUGUAUGAAAUGUGUUCGAGCUGAUCCCAACACGCAGAUUCCAUUGAUGGCUAAUCUUCCCAGUUACCGAUUCUCUGAGCUGAAAGCCUUUUACGUAUCUGGGGUGGACUUUGCCGGUCCAAUAUUUACUACAAUGCAUCGCUCUCGUGGCGUACGGUCUGUAAAGUCGUACAUUUGCGUUUUUGUUUGUGCGUCCACUAAAGCCGUACACUUAGAGUUAGUUUCAGACUUAUCGACAGACGCCUUUAUCGCUGCUCUCCGACGCUUUCUAUCUCGUAGAGGACAUUGCUCGAUGUUAUUUAGCGACCAAGGAACAAACUUUGUGGGAGCUGACAACAAACUUCGUGAAUUGGCCGCAGCAACUGGUACCUCCUUUGGGAUCAACUGGCACUUUAAUCCUCCCGGAGGCCCCCAUUUCAAUGGAUUAUCUGAGGCGGGAGUAAAAUCGGUGAAAAACCAUCUCACAAGAGUUAUCGGAGAGCAGAUACUUACAUUCGAAGAAAUGUACACCGUCUUAACACAAGUGGAAGCAGUAUUAAAUUCAAGGCCGUUGUAUCCGAUGUCAGGUGAUGCAAAUGACUUACAACCCUUAACCCCCGCGCAUUUUUUAGUUUUAGGUCCACUUAAUUCCGAAUUACCGGAACCUAACCUUACAAAACGACCGUUAAAUCGUCUUGACCGUUGGAACCUAAUCCAAAGGAUGGUCCAAGAUUUCUGGGGGCGCUGGCGUGACGAGUAUUUGCACACACUACAACAGAGACACAAAUGGUCGGAAAAUUCUCCAGGAAUUAACGUUGGAGACCUUGUUGUUAUAAAACACGACCAAAAACCGCCACUUCAAUGGACAUUUGGGCGCGUAUGCGACAUCCACCCUGGCCAAGAUGGACUCGUUCGCGUCGUAUCUGUUAACACCACCAAUGGCGUUUUGGUUCGACCUGUUUCAAAGAUUUGUUUGUUACCAAAAAAGAAUCGUGAUAAUUGUAAUUAAUUUAUACUUAAUCUAUUCGUUGUACUCUUCGUUUCAUUAUUUUGUUCACUAGUCACUUUAAUUGUUGUUAAAAUUAUAUUAAUUUUGGUGGGUGGAAUGUUCAUG
Onthophagus taurus is the source of this 1516-nucleotide messenger RNA. The record is from RefSeq and is a predicted model, not a curated record. NCBI's taxonomy places the organism in Eukaryota, Metazoa, Arthropoda, Insecta, Coleoptera, Scarabaeidae.